This is a messenger RNA of Silurus meridionalis, 2449 nucleotides long. It is a transcript of the gene trmt1, whose product is annotated as tRNA methyltransferase 1. Lineage: Eukaryota; Metazoa; Chordata; Actinopteri; Siluriformes; Siluridae. Gene Ontology annotation, biological process: tRNA N2-guanine methylation. The record is from RefSeq and is a predicted model, not a curated record. Gene Ontology annotation, cellular component: nucleus. Gene Ontology annotation, molecular function: RNA binding; metal ion binding.
GCAGGAGUGUGCGGAUUAAGACGCGACCCCUGAGAGUGUAAAUCAGCGUACAGAGUGGUGUGUGAGAAAGUGUGAGUGUGUGUGAAGUUCUCCCGGUUAUUACAGUGUGUGUGUGUGUGUGUGUGUGUAUAUAAAUCUCAGGGUGUUUAUCAGCUGGGUGUAUGCAGGUGAGGUGGGUGUUGUGUAAGGCUCUAACAGCACUGCGCUCCUCACAUUUACUUAGACGACUUGCACCCAGACAGACUCACUUCACUAGACGCUUUGAGACCAUGGAGACAGAGAAUGCAGCAGGACAUGGCCUGAGACCUGGAGAGACGCUGGAGACAGAGGGUGGGGUGUCCGAGAAUGCAGCAGGACAUGGCCUGAGACCUGGAGAGACGCUGGAGACGGAGGGUGUGGUGUCUGAGAAUGCAGCAGGACAUGGCCUGAGACCUGGAGAGACACUGGUGAAGGAGGGGAGAGCAUCUGUCCUGUUCCCUGGUGCUAACGAGGUUUUCUACAAUCCAGUGCAGGAGUUUAACAGAGACCUCACGUGUGCAGUACUGACGGAGUUUGUGCGAGAGACGCUGGCUCAGAGAGGAGUACGCAUCCUUGUCCCCGGGGAGAAGGACAGAGUGGUGGUGUCCCUGACGGAGGACGAGGAGAAGACGACUGGGAGGGAGGUGGAGCGUGAGGAGACAGAGGAGGCGGAGUUUAGGACGGCGGUGGUGGGCGAGCGCUGUGAGGAGGGGCUGUGUGUGCUCGAGGGAUUGGCCGCUUCAGGCCUGCGCUCCGUCCGAUUCGCUCUCGAGGUGCCGGGGCUAAAACGAGUCACAGCCAACGACUUCUCAGCGAAGGCUGCUGAGCUCAUCACACGCAACAUACACCACAACAACCUCACACACCUGAUGGAGACGCAGAACAGAGACGCCAGCAUGCUGAUGUACGAGGCGAGAGCGAAGAACGCCCGCUAUGAUGUCAUCGAUCUGGACCCGUACGGGAGCCCCGCCCAUUUCCUGGAUGCUGCAGUUCAGGCUGUUAGUGAUGGAGGCCUCCUGUGUAUCACGUGUACAGACAUGGCCGUGAUGGCGGGAAACAGCGGAGAGACGUGUUACAGCAAAUACGGUUCCGUCUCCAUCAAAUCCAAAUACUGCCACGAGAUGGCCUUGAGGAUCAUCCUGCACAGUCUGGAUCAGCGUGCUAACGUCCAUCAGCGCUACAUCCAGCCCUUACUGAGUGUUAGUGUUGACUUCUACAUACGGGUCUUCAUUCGGGUCAGAACCGGGCAGGCUACUGUCAAAAACUCAGCCAGUAAGCAGGCGUUGGUGUAUAACUGUGUUGGAUGUGGAGCGUACCAUCUGCAGAGAAUGGGCAAGAAGACAUGCCAAGGGAAAAAUAUGAAGUACUCGGCUGCUACAGGACCUCCUGUUGGAGAAUUAUGUUCACACUGCGGUCAGAGACAUCAGCUCGGAGGUCCGAUUUGGGCAGAACCGAUCCACGAUGUUGCGUUUGUUCAGAAGGUUCUGAGUGCGGUUUCGGGGAACCCGUCUCGCUUCGGCACCUCCAAACAUCGAGGAAUUCUCAGCAUGAUCACUGAGGAGCUACAGGAUGUUCCCCUGUACUAUGUUCUGGACCAGCUGAGCAGCACCCUGCACUGUAACACACCCUCCAUGCUACAGUUCAGGUCAGCAGUGUUGAAUGCAGGUUACAGAGUGUCUCUAUCUCACGCCUGUAAAAACGCAGUGAAGACCGACGCUCCUUCUGCAGUCCUCUGGGACAUCAUGCGCUGCUGGGAAAAGAAGAACCCAGUGAGGAGAGAGAGAUUAUCAGAGACAAGUCCAGCGUUCCGUAUUCUCACCACAGAACCUACUGUUCAGGCUUGUUUUGAUGUGAGAGACGAUGCAAACCCUCAGUCACGUAAACGUCACCUCACACGCUUCCAGGAGAAUCCUCAGGCUAACUGGGGUCCUAAAGCACGUGCCAGGUCCGGGGGGGGUAUAUCCUGUGAGCUGGAGGAUAAGAGGAAGAAGUUUCAGGGCAAAAGGAAGAACCAAAUAACAGACUUUUCUCAGCUAAAACACUUCCCCUGCAAGAAAUUCCGCAAGGGAACCUGCACAUAUGGAGAUAAGUGUGGUUACUCCCAUGAUGCCGAGCAGCAGGAGCCUUGAGCAGGAGAGCAGACAGCAUGAUGAUGAUGAUGAUGAUGAUCAGAGCUUUACUUCUCUCACGUGAUCCUCUCAUGCUGAGGUGGUCAUGUGGUGGACAGUUGAUUGGUUAGUGACUGUCAGAGGAGCGCUGGGUCCUAAAGGAAGUCGUGUUUUUGUUUUUAGGCCGCAGUAAAUGUUCGGCUCCUUCACUCUGCGUGACUUCCAGCUUCAGUUGUGAGAUUUUAUUUUAUUGUGUUUAUUAUUUUGCCACUUUUAGUUCAGAUUGUGAUGAUUAAAUGCAAUAAAUACAGAAAGGAAACGUC